Linum trigynum is the source of this 1801-nucleotide messenger RNA. The record is from the annotation of a GenBank genome assembly. NCBI's taxonomy places the organism in Eukaryota, Viridiplantae, Streptophyta, Magnoliopsida, Malpighiales, Linaceae.
GCCCAAUCUUCUGUGUAAAACGCUUACCAUGCUUACGGUUGUUCUGGAGGAUCAGAAAUCACAAUUCACAAACUCAUCAAACAUUGGGAGGCUCUUACAGACUCUCCGACGGGCCCAACAGUACCAGAAGCAAUUAUGCAGCGGAAAUGGAAAUCUGGAACUCAAAAAUUGAUUGGAUAUCAUAACAGGUUUAUCCCUGCUGUCUCUUAUCCUCUUCCCACUCAAACUCAUUACUCUGCAAAGCAGAAGAAAACCUCCCCCCACCUUCGGCACUUAUCCAAUCACCACCUCGUCGACAGUUUGCACCAAUGGCUCUUCAAGCAACCACCACCAUUUCUCCCACAGGUUCCCUCAACAAAGAGGGAAAGUCCAUAACUUCUCUCAAGGAAACUGGAUUUUUCGGAGCCUCAAUCUCGGUUCCAUUCAGCCUGAAAGCAGAAUCAUGGACACCCCUGAUAAGAAGCAAGGAAUUCAGGAAAAGGGAAGUGGCUUUUGGAACACUAGUAGUCCGAGCACAAACUGCUGCUACAACCCCAGCAAUGACCAAUUCCACGCCAGAUGCGAAAAAGACCAAGAGAAAAGGCAACGUGAUAAUCACAGGAGCUUCAUCAGGGCUAGGGCUAGCCACAGCCAGGGCUCUAGGCCAAACAGGGGAAUGGCAUGUGAUCAUGGCGUGCAGAAACUUUCUCAAAGCGGAGAAGGCAGCCAAAUCAUCCGGCAUCCCGAAGGAGAACUACACAGUAAUGCACCUCGACCUUGCCUCACUCAACAGCGUCAGACAAUUUGCUGAGAAUGUUCGGCUUUCGGGGAAGCCUGUUGAUGUUGUGGUCUGCAAUGCUGCUGUCUAUUUGCCCACGGCCAAGGAACCAACUUACACAGCUGAUGGGUUUGAGCUCAGUGUUGGGACUAAUCACCUUGGCCACUUCCUUCUCGCCAGGCUGCUUCUCGAUGACCUGAAGCAAUCGGAUUACCCUUCCAAACGCCUUAUUAUUGUCGGCUCCAUAACAGGAAACACAAACACAUUGGCCGGGAACGUGCCGCCCAAGGCUAACCUGGGGGAUUUGAGAGGGCUUGCUGGUGGCUUGAAUGGGGUGAACACUUCCUCAAUGAUAGACGGGGGAGAGUUCGAUGGUGCCAAGGCAUACAAAGACAGCAAAGUCUGCAACAUGCUCACGAUGCAAGAAUUCCACAGGCGUUACCACGAGGAGACAGGAGUUGCCUUCGCUUCGCUCUACCCUGGUUGCAUUGCUGAGACGGGUUUGUUCAGGGAGCAUGUGCCUUUGUUCAGGCUUCUAUUCCCACCUUUCCAGAAGUACAUUACUAAAGGCUAUGUUUCCGAGGAAGAAGCUGGCAAGAGACUCGCACAGGUUGUUAGCGAACCGUACCUUACAAAAUCGGGUGUCUACUGGAGCUGGAACAAGAACUCGUCUUCAUUCGAGAACCAGCUCUCUGAAGAAGCUAGUGAUGCUGAAAAGGCCAAAAAGCUGUGGGAAGUAAGUGAGAAACUUGUUGGGUUGGCUUGAAAUGAACAAACCAUGAGCAGGAUAGACUCCAAAUCCAAUCACCACAUUUUGAAGAAUAUACCACGAGGAAACUAGACUUUGUAAUGAGAUCACCCCAUCUCCUUCUGUUGUUAUUGUACAAGCUAUGUCUCAAAUGAAAUCAAAAUCUUUCAUGAUGCAAUUCUGCAGAGUAGCAGGUACUUUCAUUGUGUAAGCGAGCAUGGAUAUACAGUACUCUAAACGGCAAGAUUACAGAGACAUUGUUCUUCAAAGAUGAAGAACAAAUUAACGUCGAAGUU